AAAAAAAGAAGGAAAAAAAAAAAAAAAAACAAACAAAAAACCCAAACUUGCUCAACUCGUUCCGGGAGGCGCCGGGCUCCAUGCGGCGGCGGGGCCGGUGCUGAGCCCCGGGGCCGCGGAGCCAUGGCCAUGGUGGCCGGCGGCUGGGGCGAGCCCAACGGCGGCGGCGGCGGCGGCGGCGGCGGGGAGGAGGCGGCGUCCCCCGCGGGCGGCGGCAGCGACGCGGAGCACGGCGAGGAGGAGCGGGCCGGGGCGGCCGUGGACUGCGUGGUGUGCGGGGACAAAUCCAGCGGGAAACACUACGGGGUCUUCACCUGCGAGGGCUGCAAGAGCUUCUUCAAACGCAGCAUCCGCAGGAACCUCAGCUACACCUGCAGGUCCAACCGCGACUGCCAGAUCGACCAGCACCACCGCAACCAAUGCCAGUACUGCCGCCUGAAGAAGUGUUUCCGUGUGGGGAUGAGGAAGGAAGCUGUGCAGCGGGGCCGGAUCCCCCCCACCCACUCCAGCACCAGCCCCAACACCAUGCCCAGUGGGGAAUACUUCAACGGGCAGCCGGUGUCGGAGCUCAUCUCGCAACUGCUGCGGGCUGAGCCCUACCCGGCCGCCCGCUACGGCUCGCAGUACGCGCAGCAGGGCAGCGUCAUGGGCAUCGACAAUAUCUGCGAGCUGGCCGCCCGCCUCCUCUUCAGCACGGUGGAAUGGGCCCGGAACAUCCCCUUUUUCCCUGAGUUGCCCGUCUCCGACCAAGUAGCCCUGCUCCGGCUCAGCUGGAGCGAGCUCUUCGUCCUCAACGCGGCACAGUCGGCGUUGCCGCUGCACAUGGCCCCGCUGCUGGCCGCUGCCGGCUUCCACGCCUCCCCUAUGUCGGCCGACCGCGUCGUCUCCUUCAUGGACCAGAUCCGCAUCUUCCAGGAUCAGGUGGAGAAGCUCAACCGGCUCCAGGUGGACUCGGCUGAGUACAGCUGCCUCAAAGCCAUCGCGCUCUUCACGCCGGAUGCCUGCGGCCUCUCGGACCCGGCGCACGUGGAGAGCUUGCAGGAGAAGGCGCAGGUGGCUCUCACGGAGUACGUGCGGUCGCAGUACCCCUCGCAGCCCCAGCGCUUCGGCCGGCUCCUGCUGCGGCUGCCGGCGCUCCGGGCCGUGCCGGCCGCCCUCAUCUCCCAGCUCUUCUUCAUGAGGCUGGUGGGGAAGACGCCCAUCGAAACACUAAUCAGGGACAUGCUGCUGUCCGGGAGCACCUUCAACUGGCCCUAUGGGACGGGGCAGUAGGGGACAGAGCCUCUCCUCCCCACCUCUGCCCAGGGACCCCCAGCAGCCGGACUCGGAUUCCCUCCAGCACCCCAAGAUGGUGCCGUCCCUGGGGAGCCCCGAACUGCGCUGGCCCCCUUGCCCCGCAGCCGUCUGGUAGCUCGACCGUCCCCCCAAAAGCAGCGGGGUCGCGGCGUUGCCCUCCUAACCCCAAAGGUACUGGCCGUGCCGCCGCUGUUGGACACCGAACUCUUCUGUACCCCGCUGAAGUGGAGCUCCCUGGCCCCCCCCCGGGGACAUUGGAGCAUCCCCGGGGCUGGUCCCUCGCUCUGUCCCUGCGUCGGAGCCGGGCUGGAGCCCAGAG
This is a messenger RNA of Tyto alba (common barn owl), 1615 nucleotides long. RefSeq names its product nuclear receptor subfamily 2 group F member 6-like. Gene Ontology annotation, biological process: anatomical structure development; negative regulation of transcription by RNA polymerase II; cell differentiation. Gene Ontology annotation, molecular function: RNA polymerase II cis-regulatory region sequence-specific DNA binding; nuclear receptor activity; zinc ion binding. Lineage: Eukaryota; Metazoa; Chordata; Aves; Strigiformes; Tytonidae. The transcript has 4 exons. Bases 124 to 1272 code for a protein of 382 amino acids. The record is from RefSeq and is a predicted model, not a curated record.